AAGGUACACUUUCGAUUUUGGUCUAGUCUUGUCAUGAAUACGUUAACAACCUUCUGCAAUGCCAUGCUUUGUGUGAAUCGUGUGAUUCGAUACGAGUAAAACUAUCACAAAGUAAAAAUACACAAGAUCCGGGCUUCAUCAACCACCAUGUCUGACAAAGUCAACCAUGUUUUCAAGAAAUAUCUUCACCAGCUUCAGCACCAUCCCCUCAGAACCAAGGCAAUUACCGCAGCAGUUUUGGCUGGUUUUAGUGAUGCAGUUGCACAGAAGAUAUCUGGGGCCAAGAAACUUCAGUUCAGAAGGCUGCUUCUUUUCAUGCUCUAUGGUUUUGCCUACUCGGGACCCUUUGGACAUUUUCUCCACAAAUUGAUGGAUAAAAUUUUUAAGGGGCAGAAAGGCAAUGACACCGUUGCUAAGAAGGUGAUCCUUGAACAGAUAACCAGUUCCCCAUGGAACAACUUCUUUUUCAUGAUGUACUAUGGCUUGGUUAUAGAAGGAAGACCUUGGAGUACAGUCACAAACAAAGUUAAAAAGGAUUAUCCUUCUGUUCAAUUGACUGCAUGGAAGUUUUGGCCGGUAGUUGGUUGGGUGAAUUACCAGUAUAUGCCUUUGCAGCUCCGUGUUGUAUUUCACAGCUUUGUUGCUGCUUGCUGGGGAAUCUUUCUGAAUCUGAAAGCAAGGUCUGUUGCAAUUAAGAAUGCGUAGGACAAAUUUCAUACUUUUGGGUAAUUUUCUGCCUGCUUCCAAUGUAAAGUGGGAUGAAAAAUCUACCAUGGGAGCAUUCACGGAAGUUUGUUUGCCACAUUAGACUAUUCUUUUUAAUUUCCGUUGGCUGUCAUCACAGUUGAGUUGAGCUUUCAGUCGCACUAUUGAUAAAUGUGAUGUUACUUCUUAUCGACAUCAAUUAUAAUCAUAUGAUUUUAAAAAACCA
This is a messenger RNA of Vigna radiata var. radiata (mung bean), 931 nucleotides long. RefSeq names its product peroxisomal membrane protein PMP22. Gene Ontology annotation, cellular component: membrane; cytoplasm. The coding region runs from base 148 to 705 and encodes 185 amino acids. The record is from RefSeq and is a predicted model, not a curated record. NCBI's taxonomy places the organism in Eukaryota, Viridiplantae, Streptophyta, Magnoliopsida, Fabales, Fabaceae. The transcript has 8 exons.